Messenger RNA from Puma concolor (puma), 297 nucleotides. The record is from RefSeq and is a predicted model, not a curated record. NCBI's taxonomy places the organism in Eukaryota, Metazoa, Chordata, Mammalia, Carnivora, Felidae.
AUGGAAAUUUCUCGCGUCAGAGUUCCAGAUCAAGCCUGCCUCCUCCAGGCCGAGCUGGUGAACUAUGAGCGAGUCAAAGAGUAUUGCCUCAAAGUCCUGAAGAAAGAAGGAGAGAACUUCAAGGCCCUUUACCGGUCUGGUGUGGCCUUCUACCACCUUGGAGACUAUGACAAAGCCCUCUACUACCUGAAAGAAGCAAGGACCCGACAGCCGACAGACACCAACGUGAUCCGGUAUAUCCAGCUGACAGAGAUGAAACUCAGCAGGUGUUCCCAGAGAGAGAAGGAAGCCAUGUAA